AUGACUAGCUUUGACGAAACAUUCGACCUUGCCGUCCAGAACGGCGAUAUCGCAGGCGCCGUCAUGCUGGCGAAGAGCAAAUCUGGGUCCACUAUUCUCUCGAAAGCCAUAGGCACUCAGAACCUAAAGCCAGGAGAUGAUACGCCCUACACAGGCCAAAGUGUGAUGCUGCUGGCAUCGCUGACAAAGCUCUUAACAUCCAUCGCUGCUCUUCAGCUCGUGGAACGAGGCCAAGUGACGCUGGACCAAGACAUCUUGCCUCUACUCCCAGCGUUCGCCGCAUUAGAUAUAUUUCACGGCUACACAGCCGAUGGCAAGCCCAUCCUCACGAAGCGCCAUAAUCCCGUCACACUGCGCCAACUGCUGACGCACAGCUCCGGCGCCGCGUACUCGUUCACCCUGGACUCGCCACUGGCUGAGUACAGGACUCGGAUCCAGGGGCGCACCCUCUUGAAUGGAGACACAAUCGACACCAUGUUCGACUACCCACUGCUGUUCGAAGCAGGCGAGGGGUGGCAGUAUGGCAGCUCGAUCGACCGGGUGGGCCAAGUCAUCGAGGCCAUCUCCGGGCAGUCCCUGGAGGACUUCUUCGCCGCCAACAUCUACGCGCCACUCGGCCUCACGACCGGCACAUUCUGGCCAGACCGGCGCCGAGACCUGGACCCGCACCGCGCGGCGCUGACGUACCGCAGCCCGGAGACGGGCCGCGUUGUCGCCACCUCCCAGGAGGAGUCGCUGACCGACGGCCUGACCGAGCCCUUCGGCGGGCACGGGCUGUUCAUGAGCGCGGACGACUACCUCGAGGUGCUGCACUCGCUGCUCGCGGACGACGAGCGGCUGCUGCGGCGCAAGACGAGCGCGCUGAUGUUCCGCGGCCACCUCUCGGCCGCCAGCCGCGCGCGGCUCGGCGAGCAGAUGCAGAACGCCGACUGGACCGUGGGCGACUUCCCCAGCAGCAUGGAGUACGACUGGGGGUUUGGCGGGAUGCUGAUCGACGGGGCGUUUCACGACUACCACAGGAAAGGAACGCUGGUCUGGGGCGGCGCGGGCAAUCAGUACUGGUUCAUUGACCGAGAGUCCGGUGUCUCCGCUGUCCUGGGAACCCAGGUGUUCCCCUCUGGGGACAAGAAGGUUGAGAAACUGCUUACGGCGUUCCAGAAGGAGGUCUACGAGCGUAUUGGCAAGGGUCGUCAACAGUGA
Molecule: messenger RNA, 1200 nt
Organism: Neoarthrinium moseri
Lineage: Eukaryota; Fungi; Ascomycota; Sordariomycetes; Amphisphaeriales; Apiosporaceae
Exons: 3
Coding region: 1-1200 (399 amino acids)
Source: RefSeq, a predicted model, not a curated record